AUGGAUCUGAUGGAAUUCCACCAUCUCAACGAAGUUCUGGCAGUCCUCACCUCCAUCGUACUGAACCUCACACUGAUGAGGUUGGCGUUGACCGAAAACGGGUCAUUUUUAAAGUUUUACCGCAAACUCAUCGUCCUGAACGCCUCCUCCGAACUUCUCGCAAAACUUCUGAUGGCGCUCAGUCAGCCGGUAAGUUACAGGAAAUUGCUAGCCAGCGUUUAUAAGCCGCAUCUCCGUUGCAGAUGUUCCAAUUCGCCGAUGGAGUGAACAUUUUUAUAGCGACCGGCCCGCUUCGACAUCUGCCGAUAAAUUACCACUACCAUUUGUUGCUGUUGUAUGCUAUGGGAGUUGGGAUUGGGUUCUUGACGAUACCGCUCGACUUUUUGUACCGAUACUACGUGGUGUGUCUGUGAGUUUUUUUCGGACCACUUUGUACGGCGGGUUUUGCCGCGCACGCGAUUACUACUAUUGUAUUAGGUCGUGUCAAGACUUGACUAUGAGUCGUGAUGUAAGGCCCGCUUGACUCGCCCGCUACUACUAGUAGUCCCUACCUAACUCUAGCAAGAAAAGGUGGACUCACGCUGUUGAUUCCAAAUAGUUUCCACCACCGCUCUUAUCACCAAGGAACUUCCAAAUGAUCACAAAUUAUUUAUUCACCACGGAAAAAAGUCUGGCCGAAAAGCGGUCGAUCCAUUACAUUUAUAUCAAAAUAUUCGCGUUUAUGCUAAUUUCUGGGAAUUCUUCACGGAAUCGUGACAGCCGGGGACUAAGUUCGCCGAGUUUCUUUUCUGCUUUGUUUUGCAAGGAUUGUUUGUUGUUUGGCAAAAGUAUAGCUGGGCAUCAUAGAGCCCCUUGUUGACCGUGGCGUUCUUUUCAAGCAUUUCCCAAUGCACCAUGUGUAUUUUGACUGUCCCUGUGGAGCCGCCCACUGCAGGAGACAGUCAACACUUUGCUUCAUAUUGACGUACGGACACUAUUUCCCACCUCCCAUGAAGAUUCGUACCAAAGCGCUGUUUGUGUCCACGUACUGCUCGGCGAAAAAGCAGUUGUCGAAAACGCAAAAUUUUUGUCUCCUAGAUGGUUCACUUUUGAGCCCAAAAAAUAAUGAAAAAUCAAAGUUUCAAAAAAAUCUAAAAACACACUUUUGUAGAGGGGAAAGAGCUCUUUCGAAUGAAUAUAUGCACUUUGCCAAACAACAAACAAUCGUUGUAAAACAAAGCAAUAAAAAAACUCGAAAUCUUACACUUCCCUUGCGAGCCUCUUCCUCUGUUAUCUGCGUAUUCUACUUUUUUUCAGCGAAAGAAACGUGGAAUCACAUCAAGUUCUUCUGUGGGUUCUGAUCGCUUACGUGCUGGCGGCAUGGGAUGCAGUCUUCAUGACGCUGGGAUUCGUGCAUUUAUCCCCCAAAGCGAUCGAUUACAAGCCGUCAUUUGCGUUUCUGAACGAGUCAAUGUGGCGGGAGAAUGGUCGAAGAAUGACUUUUAUCGUGGGGACUAUUGUAAGCGUGUAUAAAUGGCUCGGGAUUUGAAAAUCUUUGAGAGUCCAGAAAAUGUGUCAUGAUGACACCUGUUUAAAAUGUAUCUGUGGCAUAAGCAACGGUUGUAUUUAGUGUAUAUGACUAGGAGUACGCCGUAGAGUGCCCACAAUAAAAUUUAGGCUCAAAACUUUUGCAAUGCGCAAUUUGGAUGACGGAUUUUCUGGAUUUUUGAGAUUUUUCCGCUCCAAACUUUUUCAAUAUCCGAAAAUUUUUUACAUGCUCUAGAGAGUAGUCCUAGCCAUACACAGCCAUUGUUUAUAUCACUGGCACAUUUUAAAUCAAUGUCAUCGUGACACAUUUUCUGGACAUACAAUGAUUUAUAGCUGCAUCGUGCACAAAAUCCCUUUGCAAUGCUCAAAAAUUUUUUGGCAUGAUCUAGGAUAUUUUCCUAGCCAUACACAGCCAUUGUUUACAUCGCUGGCACAGUUUAGAGAUAUGUCAUCGUGACAUAUUUUCUGGAAGCACAAAGAUUUAUAUGUCCCGAGGGAUAUAUCACCUGUCUAUUCUAGAAUUUCAUAAUCUUCGAUUUCAGGAAAACCCCUACUCGCUGACAUUCGUAAUAUCCGCGAGUCUGUACGUCACUGCCGAGUACAUUUCCAUCUUCAUCUUGAGUCAUCGAAUAAUGAAAAAGUUGGCCGAAAGGAGGCACUUAAUGUCGGCAAAAACGCUGGAAAUGCAAAGAGGAAUGAACAAAAUGUUGUUGUCACAGGUAUGCCUGUCUUUUUUGAACGUUUGGUAUAUCCGCCAUCGUCUAAAAGUUCCCAUUUUUCAGGCGCUGGUUCCACUUUUCACCGGCUUAUUCCCAAUUCUGGGAAUGACCUCAACCCUUCUUCUGCGCCUCAGCGAUCACCGAAUUGGCAUUGUCGUGUCGUCGAUGAUGGCGUGGCUGCCGUCCGCCAGCCCCAUCUGCACGAUCUGGUUCAUUGGCUCAUUCCGUCAACGGGUUUUUCCGUUUUGGCGGAGUAGCAGAUCGAGCCACGUCUCAGCGAUCGGGAUUACGGAGAUUGCGCCGCCUGCUGCCAAAUAA
Bursaphelenchus xylophilus (pine wood nematode) is the source of this 2564-nucleotide messenger RNA. The record is from the annotation of a GenBank genome assembly. Lineage: Eukaryota; Metazoa; Nematoda; Chromadorea; Rhabditida; Aphelenchoididae.